AUUAGAUUCUGUCAGUUAUCAGUUAUGGCACAGCUUAAUGCAGUUUUGCUUUUACAUUUUACAUUUUGGCCUCUGCUGUGUAUUGGUUUGCAGAGUCAGUAUAAAAGCAAGACUAAGUGUGUCUUUCAGGGAGAUGAAGAUACCUACAGCUUUUACAAGGGGGGAGAUGUCGUUUUGGGAGCGGUUUUUCCUUUGCAUUCCAGCCCCAUAUCAUCUUUUCCUUCUUUCAAGACCAAACCUGAGCCAACCAAGUAUAAAUUCUUCACUCCUAGAGCCCUGAGGUGGAUGCAGACGAUGAUCUUUGCUGUGAGAGAAAUAAACCAGCGGCAAGACCUUUUGCCAAACCUAUCCUUGGGCUACCACAUCAGGGACAGCGGUGAUGACAUACCUGUAUCUGUGAAGAGGUCUCUUCUUCUGGUCAAUGGACAGCCAGAGAAGGGCAGUGGACAAAGCUGUAAAGAUAUUCAAAAGCAGCCGAGCCCUGUAAUCGUGGGAGAUGCUGCAUCAGGAGUCUCCAUGGCUGUUCUGAGAACUCUAGUAUCCUUUAAAAUACCCCUGGUGAGCUACUUUGCAUCCUGUUCAUGUCUCAGUGACAAGAGAGAGUGUCCAGCAUUCAUGCGGACAAUGCCAAGUGAUCUAUUUCAGAUUAAAGCUUUGGUAAAACUUGUUCAUUAUUUUCAAUGGACAUGGGUUGGGGUAAUCGGUGUCGAAUCAGAUUAUGCUCGCUUUGCUCUCCAGCUUUUCUUAAAGGAGUCCGAAAGAUUUGAUAUUUGUCCUGCUUAUGUUCACUUCUAUCCUGUUGUACUGAUGCAAGAUGCAGUGGAGGAACUUGUGAACAUUUUAAAAUCGUCUUCUGCCACAGUCAUAGUAAACUUCUCUGGGGAAUCAGAACUACAAAGUAUACUAAAAGAGUGCAGACGGCAAAAUGUUACUCAUCUUCAGUGGAUUGCCAGUGAGGCUUGGGCCACAUCAAAAGCCCUCUGGGGCGAUUUUGGUGAUCUGUUAAAGGGAACAUUAGGGUUUGCCAUUCGGAGAGCUGAUAUCCCACAUUUUGGUAGUUACCUCAGAAGAGUAAAUGCUUCUGUUGCUCAGAAGUCACAUUUUCUCUCUGAGUUUUGGGAAGAGACUUUCCGUUGCCGACUGAAUGGGUCCUUAAAUACUCAUGUACAUGGAGAAGAGGCACAUAACUGGCCACCCUGCAAUGGCAGUGAGAGUUUGGACGAUGUAUACACUCCUUAUUCAGAUGUGUCACAACUCAGAGUCUCAUACAAUGUUUAUAAGGCUGUGUAUCUCAUAGCACAUGCACUACAUGACAUGAGCAAAUGUGAACCAGGAAAAGGCCCCUUUCAGAAUGGGGCAUGUGGGAGUCUAUCUCAAGUUCUGCCAUGGCAGCUCCUGUACUAUAUGAAAAGAACACAUUUCACAACACUAGGGGAAGAGGUCAGAUUUGAUGAUAAUGGUGAUCCCAUUGCAUCCUAUGACCUGAUGAACUGGCAAAGAGAGUCGGAUGGCUCCCUUCAACUAGUGAGGGUGGGAUUCUAUGAUGCCUCCCUCGAAGAUGACAUGGACCUAGAAAUAGAUGAGCCAGCAAUUAUGUGGCACAGAGGAGAGAAGGCACCAGAAUCACUGUGCAGUAAAAGCUGUCUGCCAGGCUCCAGGAAGGCCAGGCAGAAAGGAAAGCCAGUCUGCUGCUUUGACUGUAUACCAUGUGCUGAAGGAGAGAUCAGUAAUCAGACAGGUGUGAAUUUUCUCAAAGCUCCUCACUUUUUGUUUUUUAGGUAG
Messenger RNA from Sinocyclocheilus anshuiensis, 1782 nucleotides. Its product is annotated as extracellular calcium-sensing receptor-like. The record is from RefSeq and is a predicted model, not a curated record. Gene Ontology annotation, cellular component: plasma membrane. Gene Ontology annotation, biological process: G protein-coupled receptor signaling pathway. NCBI's taxonomy places the organism in Eukaryota, Metazoa, Chordata, Actinopteri, Cypriniformes, Cyprinidae. Gene Ontology annotation, molecular function: G protein-coupled receptor activity. The coding region runs from base 25 to 1782 and encodes 585 amino acids. The transcript is spliced from 5 exons.